AUGUGCCAUUGCCUUCACCGUUUCCGGCGAAAUCCUCUUGUCGUCAACUGUAAACCCUAAGCCCUAAAUGUGGAGGAAUCUGAUGCCGUCUUUUUUGUUGUGUUGCAAUUGGGUUUGUCUGUCUUGACCUGAAAAUCUCGGAUCUGUCACGAGGUGGGCUUUGUUUGUUGAAACCUCCGUGUUCUGAUUUCGUAACUGAGCGAUCAUGGGAAAACAGUGUGAAGUAUGCAAGGAUGCAGAGUCCAAAUACAAGUGCCCAAUUUGCUUAACACCUUACUGUUCUCUGGUUUGCUACAAGAAGCAUAAAGAAAUACCAUGUGCAAAGCCAAAUGCAAAUGGAAAUAAUGCCGAGAAGAUAGUCGAUGAGCAACCCGCAUCAGUAGCUGAGGAUGCUGAUGAGUCUAAUCAUCGCUUGAAGCGUACACAGCUUGAGGCUGUUGCUGCUUCAGAAGAAAUUCGUAAGAUGCUUAGGGAUCGAGAUCUACAGGAGCUCAUUUCUAAGAUCGAUUCUUCAUCCAAUCCCAAACUGGAACUAGAGAAAGCGAUGGAAGGACCCUACUUUCGAGAGUUCACAGACAAGCUAUUGUCCGUUAUAAACCCGUUAGAUGAUGCAUCAGCUACUCACUUGUAAUCGUAUGCAAGGGCGCCUUCUCAUCGUACGUUGAGAAUGUCUUCACAUCAGUUGGGAAAGAUUUGAAAUUAAAUGAGUUUACUUGGUUUGUGCUUGAAGAUAAAUUUUAAACUGGCUGUGGAUAAACGGGUGGCUAGGUCCAUGAACCACAUUGCAUAGGCUGCUGAGACAAUUUGCAUAGAUGUGGAUACAUGUGAGGCUUCAUGCAAUAUCAAUCGCAUGAUGCAGAAGUUUUGUAGUUUAGAUUUCAGGGAAGAAAGAGUACAGUGAGUAUUUUCUCUGGUUGGAGUUGGCUCGUAGAGAUUCUCAACUCUUUGUAUAACCAUAUUUGGAACUGAGAUAAUGUUGGUUUGGUGAGAGCUGUUUGGAUGCCA
Messenger RNA from Physcomitrium patens, 1005 nucleotides. RefSeq lists its product as uncharacterized. The record is from RefSeq and is a predicted model, not a curated record. Gene Ontology annotation, cellular component: nucleus; pre-snoRNP complex. Gene Ontology annotation, biological process: box C/D snoRNP assembly; maturation of LSU-rRNA from tricistronic rRNA transcript (SSU-rRNA, 5.8S rRNA, LSU-rRNA); snoRNA localization. Gene Ontology annotation, molecular function: protein binding. Lineage: Eukaryota; Viridiplantae; Streptophyta; Bryopsida; Funariales; Funariaceae.